Messenger RNA from Passer domesticus (house sparrow), 1425 nucleotides. Its product is annotated as WD repeat domain-containing protein 83-like. Gene Ontology annotation, molecular function: protein binding. Lineage: Eukaryota; Metazoa; Chordata; Aves; Passeriformes; Passeridae. The record is from RefSeq and is a predicted model, not a curated record. Gene Ontology annotation, biological process: mRNA splicing, via spliceosome. Gene Ontology annotation, cellular component: catalytic step 2 spliceosome.
AUGGCCCCGAGCCCCUCAGGGGCUCUCUCCGAUCCUCCCUCCCCCGAAUUCCCCUCAGAACAGCGCCCGGUGCCCAUCCCGGAGCCCAUCCCGGUUCAUGUAGUCGGGGGUCGGGUCUUCCAGCGCCGGGUUGGUCUCGGUGGCCGGGGGCCUUGUACCUGGCGGAAAGCCGGGCUCCGUCAGGCGGGCGGCGGCACCGGGAGCCCCGCGGGUCGCUCCCCGGUUCUGCCGGUCCCCCCCUCUCCCGCUGCCCGCCGUCCCACCUGGCCACCUUGCCGGGUCUCCGCGGGUCCGCCAUGGCCCCGCCGCCACCGCCGCCUCUUCCGCCGCCGCCGGAAGGAGCCCGGCGCCGGUUCCGCCCCGGUUCCGCCCCCGGUGCCGGCCCCGGUGCCGCCAUGGCGUUCCCGAGGGCCGCGGCCCGCCCGGCCCGAGCUGCCCCGGCAGCGGGUGCAGAGCCUGCAGUGCGGGCAGGGAGCGGUGCGGGCCGCCCGCUUCAACGCGGACGGCAAUUACUGCCUGACGUGCGGCAGCGACAAGACGCUGAAGCUCUGGAACCCGCACAAGGGCACGGCCCUGCGCACCUACCAGGGCCACGGCUACGAGGUGCUGGACGCCGCGGGCUCCUCCGACAACAGCCAGAUCUGCUCCGGCGGCGCCGACAAGGCCGUGGCGCUCUGGGACGUCAGCACCGGGCAGGUGGUCCGCAAGUACCGGGGCCACGCCGGGAAGGUGAACUGCGUCCAGUUCAACGAGGAAGCCACUGUCAUUGUGUCCGGCUCCAUCGACUCCACGGUGCGCUGCUGGGACUGCCGCUCCCGCCGCCCCGACCCCAUCCAGGUGCUGGACGAGGCCAAGGACGGCAUCUCCAGCGUGAAGCUCUCAGCCCACGAGAUCCUGACGGGCUCCGUGGACGGGCGGGUCCGGCGCUACGACCUCCGCACGGGGCAGCUCAGCUCCGACUACAUCGGCAGCCCCAUCACCAGCGUGUGCUUCAGCAAGGACGGGCAGUGCGUGCUGGCCGCCAGCCUGGACUCCACGCUGCGGCUGCUGGACAAGGACACCGGGGAGCUGCUGGGCGAGUACACGGGGCACCGCAGCACCACGUACAGGCUGGACUGCGUGCUGAACGAGCUGGACACGCACGUGGGCUGCGCCUCCGAGGACGGCCACGUCUACUUCUGGGACCUGGUGGAGGGUUCGCUGGCGCUCAGCCUGCCCGUGGGCCAGGGCGUGGUGCAGUCGCUGGCCUUCCACCCCAGCCUGCCCUGCCUGCUGGUGGCCACCCAGGGCCAGGUGACGCUGUGGCGCGAGGACACCUUCCAGCCCGAGGGGGACCCCGACACCUGACGGGGCCCGGGGGGACCCCAACGCCUGGCAGGGGCCGGGGGGACCCCGGUGACACGAGGAAUAAACCCCCAGUGGAGA